AUGCCAGCAUUACCAGGACUGAUGGAUAUGAGUGCGGAGGGGGUAUUUGAUAGUGUUGGUCAUGCGAUUAUCAUGGCAAGGGGGGUGCUUGACGACCUGCCGUUCCUCGUCAAGCGCAUCAAUAUUUCAACGAACAGAACCAGCUCGCCAGACCUGAUAGAGGCGGUCAGCACAGAUCCGUGGAGGUUCAGCGGGAAAUAUGCCUUGGGUUGGGUGUAUUUCUGCAUAAUUCUCCUGGUGGUUGCUUUCCUGCUGAGGACAUAUCAUUAUUUUACCGACCGGAUACGAACGGCACUCCACGCGGAAGACACGAAGGCGCAAUCGAAAACGUCAUCACCAGAUACGGACUACGAGAUGAAUGCACUGUACACAGACAAGUCGACGGCUAAAUUCUUUCCACGGGACGGAGCGUUACCGGCGAAACCGAAGCUCGAGUCCAACUGGUCGUCAUUGCACUGGGUCAAUGUGCUUGUUGCGAUGUUCCGUUUCCUCUUCUACCGACCCAUCCCGGAACUACGAUUGAGGAAAGGAUGGCGGCCAAUUGCUUUCCCAUCACUAGCGGUUUCCAUCAUUGUAGCCGCUGCUAUGGUAUUCACCGUUUGUUACUGCUUCAUUCCGCAGCCACUGUUCUACAAGAGCAUCGCGUACGGAUCGCCUCCACUUGCAAUUCGGGCGGGCAUGGUCGCCGUGUCCUUGAUCCCGUGGAUUGUAGCACUGAGCAUGAAAGCGAACUUCAUCUCCUUACUGACUGGAGUCGGACACGAAAGGCUCAACGUUCUCCAUCGAUGGCUAGCUUAUCUCUGUCUCGCGCUCAGCAUCGUCCAUACCGUUCCAUUCUACAUCACACCAAUCACCGAUGCCGCGGCCCUGGAUAGCUUCCACAAAAUUUUCGAGGCGCAAGGAGGAAUGUAUAUUUAUUCCACUGGCAUUGCCUGUCUUGUUCCCCUCGGCUUCCUUUGCCUCCAUUCGUUGCCAUUCCUCCGACGUCGGGCCUACGAGCUAUUUGUGGCUGUUCAUGUCCCUAUUUCCAUCGUCUUUAUCGGAAUGCUGUUUUGGCAUUGUAAGAAUUAUUUGACAUCGUGGCACUAUCUGUUUGCCACGAUUGGGAUCUGGCUUGCAUCAUACCUAUUCCGGCUAUUGUACCUGAAUUGGACGCACCCAUUUCGCAUGUCGUGGCUGGUUGGCGAUGAGUCUGCAAUCACACUUCUCCCAGAGAAUGCUGUGAAGAUCACGAUUCCGACUCAAGUCAAAUGGAGACCCGGACAAUAUGUGUAUCUGCGGAUGCCAGGGAUCUCGGUGUUUGAGAAUCAUCCGUUCACCAUUGCAUCGUUGUGCUCCGAUGACUUCCCUUCAGAGUAUGGAGACGGAUACAGAGACAUGCUCCUUGUCUUCCGUCCAUUCGGUGGCUUCACUCAGAAGGUUGUCAAAACCGCCCUAGAACAUGGACCGUGGCAUACCUACCGUGCGUUCAUUGACGGACCAUAUGGAGGAAUGCGUCGGCGCAUCGAAUCGUUUGAUUCGGUAGUUCUCAUCGCCGGCGGAUCCGGUAUUACCGCGAUCGUGUCGCAAUUGUUGGAUCUCAUCAAGCGUAUGCGAGAUGGCAAAGCUGUCACGAAGACCGUCCAAGUCAUUUGGGCGCUCAAGCGCCCGGAGACCCUCGAAUGGUUCAAAGAAGAAUUGCGGAUCUGUCGCGAAUUUGCUCCACCUGACAGUGUCUCUUGUCAGUUGUAUAUCACUGCAGCAAAGAGGCUAUCACAAAGGGAGAUGAUGCAGAUGGGACUCGGCAUAGAAGGACAGAGCGGGCUCGUUUCGGCGCAUACUCCGACGCGGCCAGUGUCCAUGUAUUUCCACGAUAAGGUGAACGAUGUCUUCCAAGACAUCGCCGAAAAACGCUUCUCCGGCAUUCCCGACCGCAAGCGCCUCUCCAACCUCUCCAACCUCUCCAAUCGGAACAGUGCACUUAUCCAAGAGGAGGCUCAUGGGGAUACUGAGCGCGAGGAAAUGCGCCGCGAAAACGAAGACGCCAUAACUGCACUCCCACAAGCACAACUCGUCUCUGCAAGAAGCGGAAGCAGAGGCCACCUCGCCCCGCCAGGGUCGGACGGUGACGCUCCUGAAUACGCGGAGGAAGACCCCUAUAACCCACAGGAUAUCCGUUUUACCACUUGGGCUGAGCGUCGCAAGUAUGCUCAAUCCCAUGCCUCCCAUUCCCGCAAUCUCUCCCUAGACGUCGCCCAGGCCGUGGCAGCUGGCACCGGUGCUCUAGACCCCAACACAGCCGCGACUGCCUCCGCCAUUUCCCCAUCAACCACGAACUUUGACUUCGGGUUCCCCAGCACACCGACCGAGUUCCAGAAGAACCUAAUGAGGUUUGCAUUUUUACCCGGCCCAAUCAACCCUGCUCCGUAUCGACCUGGUUGGAGCAUUGAGUACGGUCGGCCAGAUAUUCCAUUUAUGCUGCGAGAGGCGAGCCGGGGAUGGGGGAGGAGGACAUGUGUGUUCGUAUGUGGGCCGCCGAGCAUGCGGAUAGCAGUAAGUGAGCAGGUGGCGCAGUUACAGCGCAUGGUCGUCAGUGGGACGGGGCCGAGAGGAGAGAAGGUGGAGGGUAUAGAAGAGAUAUUCUUGCAUGCGGAGAACUACGCGCUGUGA
This is a messenger RNA of Eremomyces bilateralis CBS 781.70, 2649 nucleotides long. Its product is annotated as metalloreductase-like protein transmembrane component. The transcript has 4 exons. Bases 1 to 2649 code for a protein of 882 amino acids. The record is from RefSeq and is a predicted model, not a curated record. Gene Ontology annotation, molecular function: ferric-chelate reductase activity. Gene Ontology annotation, biological process: intracellular iron ion homeostasis; copper ion import; iron ion transport. Gene Ontology annotation, cellular component: plasma membrane. NCBI's taxonomy places the organism in Eukaryota, Fungi, Ascomycota, Dothideomycetes, Eremomycetales, Eremomycetaceae.